This is a messenger RNA of Helianthus annuus (common sunflower), 1707 nucleotides long. RefSeq names its product caldesmon-like. Lineage: Eukaryota; Viridiplantae; Streptophyta; Magnoliopsida; Asterales; Asteraceae. The record is from RefSeq and is a predicted model, not a curated record. The transcript is spliced from 4 exons. The coding region runs from base 1 to 1707 and encodes 568 amino acids.
AUGACUGGAAACCUAAGUUCUUCUUUAUCAGGGAAGAGGUUUUGCCGGUUGCCAUGCCUUUUAGGGACUGGACCGAGGCCAUACCGAAGGAAGAUUGACCAGUGGUCACCUAGCAGUAGGGAGGUUCCGGUUUUGAAGAUCGGCGAUCAAGAAGCGCGACUCUAUCAAGCUGCCUUCUCGACAUUUGGUGGCUCCAUGGGCGUUCGCCCAUUGCGCGAUGACGAGGAAAGUUGGUAUGACCAGAUUAAAGGCAAUUUCAUGUUUCCAGCUGCUGAUGCUUUCGCUUCGCCGCCCACCGCUACUGAAGGCUUGUCACGUGUAGCUAAGGGAAAGACUGGUGCUGGUGGGUCGAAAAGCUCUGGGAGCGCGGGUUCUCGUAACCCUGAAGCUGGCGCGACUCCAUCUUUUCCUGAAGAUGACGAAGCUGAAGAAGAAGAUGCUGGUGCCCGGCUUAUUGGGCGGAAGAGGGGUAGGAGCGAAGCCACGACUGGUGUGGCUUCCGCCCCUACAUCUGUUGUGAUUCCCGUGGUUGGGAAAACGAGCAAGCUGCGCUCGUUAUACAAAUUUUCUCCUGAAAUCAAGAAGAAGACCCCUGAGAAGGGUGUCACGUUCAGUGAGGCUGCGGCGAAGAGGCCCAAGGUUACCAUCAAGUCCACUGACACUGCUGCUCAGGAUGCCGCGAAGGCUGCUGAGGCGCAGCGAAAGGUGGAGGAGGAUCGGAAGAGAGAGGAAGAGAAGAAGAGGGUUGCCGAGAAGAAGAGGAAGGAUGAAGAAGAGAGGAAGAGGAAGGAGGAGGAGAAAAAGAAAGAGGAGGAGAGGAAAAGGAAGGCGGAGGAGGAGAGGGUGGCCGAAGCGGCGAAGAAGAGGGCCCUGGAGGAGUUGGAAAAAAAGAAGGCCAUGGAGCAGCCUGUUAAUGUUCAAGGCCCUGAGGUUACAAACCCUACCCACUCCGCUCCUGUCAUUACUUCUAAGGGUGCGGGUCGACAUGCUUCAAGCAGCGCGAGCUCUGGUGGUGCAGGGGGUUUUAACCCAAACGUGGUCGGGGCGAAGGAUACCGUCGGCGAUAUCUACUAUAAAACUUACAAUGAAGAAGAACGCGGCGAUGCUCCUCACCAAGCCCCUUGGAGCUUAAAGCAAAAAGAUACAUUUCAUGAAUUUGCCCCUUGCCGCGAGUGGUUUUUGAAUUCGUUUACCCCUGCAGAAGUUAACCGGCUAAGGGCGAAACCCCACAAAAUGUUAUACCGCACCUUUAUACUUGGAGAGGCCAACGCUCGUGCUGCCAAUCACCAGAUAGUCCGUGAAUGGCGAACUAUGGUUAGAGAGCGCGCCGACUCGGAGGCUUAUCGCGAGCGCUCGUUAAAACGAAUAGCUGAGUUUGAAAAGUAUAAGGCUGCUCUUGGUGAGGAGAGAGCUAAAUUUGAAGCUGAUAAGAGGGCCGAAGCAUGGGGCCGCGAGGGCCUGCAAAAGAAACUUCAUAAUGUUGAAGAGCAACUGGCCAAAGAGAAGGCCGAUUUUAAACGUAUUUGUGCCCAAGACAACGAGCGCGCCUAUGCGGCUCGACAGAAGAUAGUUGAUCUUGAGGCGAAAGUUGCUGACUUGACCUCGAAGGUAGAGGAGGCGCAGGGAGAGAAGGCUGCCAAACAGCAGGUGGAGGUUAGUCUAUUUGUUUUCCUUUAUUCUUGCUGUGUUGUUAAUAAAUCGGCCUAA